AUGGGCUCCGUUCAACCUGAAUACAAGAACCAGGCCACUGCCACUCUUCUGGAGUUGGUCAAGUCCCGCCGCUCAUACUACGGUCUUAAGGCCGAGAGCCCCGUCUCCGACGAUGUCAUUGAGAGCAUCGUUCGCGACUCCGUUCUUCACGUUCCCAGCUCCUUCAACACCCAGACCUCCCGUGUUGUUCUCCUGCUGAAGGAGGAGCACCAGAAGGUGUGGGAUAUCGCCAUCCAGGCUAUGGAGGGCCUUGUGGCUGCUGGCCAUGUUCCUAAGGAGCAGUUCGAGACAUCUACUAAGCCUAAGUUGAACAGCUUCCGCGCUGCAUAUGGAACUGUCCUCUUCUUUGUUGACUUUGACUCUCUCGCUCCUAUCAAGGAGAAAUUCGCUCUCUACGCGGACAAGUUCAACCCCUUCGCCCUGGAGUCGAACGCCAUGUCCCAGUUCCUGGUUUGGACCGCCCUUGAGUCCGAGGGCUUCGGUGCCAACCUCCAGCACUACAGCCCCCUGAUCGAUGAGCAGAUCACUAAGACCUGGGACCUGCCUGCCUCAUGGAAGUUGGAUGCCCAGCUCGUCUUCGGUACUCCUACUGCCGAGCCUGGCGAGAAGGCCUUUGCUCCUAUUGAGGACCGCUUCAAGGUUUUCGGUAAAUGA
Molecule: messenger RNA, 654 nt
Organism: Penicillium bovifimosum
Lineage: Eukaryota; Fungi; Ascomycota; Eurotiomycetes; Eurotiales; Aspergillaceae
Exons: 3
Coding region: 1-654 (217 amino acids)
Biological process (GO): cellular response to oxidative stress
Source: RefSeq, a predicted model, not a curated record